GAAGAAUCAUAGAUUUCUGAAUUUCUCCAGCUACCCCAGCUACACACGCUACACACUCAGCUGUGUCCGUGUGUGUCUCACAGAUCCUUCGGUCGAGUUGUCAAACAAACAUUACGAGUUUUUACAAUGGCCAACAGCCACCGAAGAGCGUCGACGGAGGAGAGCCUGAUUCUCAUCAGGCAAUCGUUGAGGUCGCAGGAAAUGGAUCACAUGGAAGGGCAUCACUACGACGGCGAUAUACCUCACGUGUUCGUCACCCUGGGGGCGUCGGGUGACCUUGCGAAGAAGAAAAUUUAUCCUACUCUGUGGUGGCUCUUCAGGGACAACUUGCUACCAAAAACUACAACUUUCUUUGGCUAUGCUAGAAGCAAAAUGAGCAUCAGCGAGCUGCGGCAAAAAUGCGAUCCUUGGAUGAAAUUGAAACCUGGAGAAGAAACGAAAUAUGAGGAGUUCUGGAAACUGAAUCAUUACACAAGCGGAAAUUACGAUUCCAAGGAGGAUUUCGUGAAACUCAACAAGGAACUCGAGCAGCAGGAGAAGGGGGUCUCUGCCAAUCGAUUAUUUUAUCUCGCUCUUCCACCCACGGUUUUUGAACCGGUCACCGUUCACAUACGGUCUUCUUGCAUGGGCAGAAAAGGAUGGACCAGAGUCAUAAUAGAAAAACCAUUCGGACGCGACGCCCGCACGUCGGAGCAGCUGUCGAAUCAUCUGGGCAGUCUUUUUAACGAGGAACAAAUCUACCGAAUCGAUCAUUAUUUAGGCAAGGAAAUGGUACAGAAUUUAAUGACAUUAAGAUUUGGCAACAGAAUGUUCGGUCCGACGUGGAACAGGGACCACAUUGCUUCAGUACUGAUUACUUUUAAAGAGCCUUUCGGUACUGGUGGCAGAGGCGGAUAUUUCGACGAGUUUGGCAUCAUCAGGGACGUCAUGCAAAAUCAUCUUUUGCAAAUACUUUCUCUCGUCGCCAUGGAGAAACCGGUGUCGUGUAAUCCUGACGACAUAAGAAACGAAAAAGUCAAAGUUCUCAAGUGCAUAAACACGUUGGACCUCGAUGACGUUGUGCUUGGUCAAUACGUUGGCAAUCCAAAACUGGAAGAUCCCGAGGCCCAAUUGGGUUACCUCGACGAUCCAACCGUUCCCUCAAAUUCCAAUACACCGACUUUUGCCCAAGCCAUUGUAAAGAUAAAUAACGAACGUUGGGACGGAGUACCGUUCAUUUUAAAAUGUGGCAAAGCUUUGAACGAGCGUAAAGCGGAAGUGAGAAUUCAAUAUCGUGAUGUACCCGGCGACAUAUUCGAAGGAAAAGCGAAAAGAAACGAGUUGGUUAUUCGUGUACAACCGGGCGAAGCACUGUACGUGAAAAUGAUGACAAAAUCACCUGGUAUUACAUUCGACAUGGAAGAAACGGAGCUCGAUCUGACAUACAGUCGGAGAUACAAAGAUUUAAAACUACCAGACGCUUAUGAAAGAUUAAUCCUCGAUGUGUUUUGUGGCUCUCAGAUGCACUUUGUCCGCAGCGACGAAUUGUCCGAGGCGUGGAGAAUUUUCACGCCGCUUUUGCAUCGUAUAGAGCAAGAAAAAAUUGAGCCUAUUCCUUACGAAUAUUCGUCGCGUGGACCGCGAGAGGCUGAUGAAAUGGCGAAACGAAAUGAUUUUAUAUACUACGGAUCAUACAAAUGGAUCAAACACCAUUGACAGCAUUUUUUGUUAUGAAUUCUAAACACAGAUUUUGGGUUGAAUGUUCUACUUAUAUUUGUACUUGUCUGUACAUAAAAUGGAUUUGUAUUUUUCAAGCUAUUGCUCUUACAGUGUUUAUGAUGAAGAGAAGGAAUAAAGUUUUUUUACAUUCCAAUAA
This is a messenger RNA of Venturia canescens, 1855 nucleotides long. RefSeq names its product glucose-6-phosphate 1-dehydrogenase Zw (gene Zw). The record is from RefSeq and is a predicted model, not a curated record. Gene Ontology annotation, molecular function: glucose-6-phosphate dehydrogenase activity; NADP binding. Gene Ontology annotation, cellular component: cytosol. Gene Ontology annotation, biological process: glucose metabolic process; pentose-phosphate shunt, oxidative branch. The coding region runs from base 127 to 1695 and encodes 522 amino acids. The transcript is spliced from 8 exons. Lineage: Eukaryota; Metazoa; Arthropoda; Insecta; Hymenoptera; Ichneumonidae.